ACCCCCCCCAGCAGUUAGUUGCACUCUGCACCUCCUUCAGUGAGGACUCACCUUACACCAGCUCAAAGGGAGUUUUGUAUUUUUGUAUUAUUAUUGUUAUUAUCCCAUGGAGGGCAGGAUCACCUGUGGACUGUGGCCUGUGGUCGUCUUUCUCUUGGGAUGUGGGCGACUGUCCGCUUUCAAUCUGGACACCGAGAAUGCUCUGCGGAAGAACGGGGAUCCAGGCAGCCUCUUCGGCUUCUCUCUCGCCAUGCACCGGCAGCUCGAUCCGGUGGAUAAAAGAAUGCUGCUGGUUGGUGCCCCGAGAGCAAAAGCCUUGAGGGGUCAAACGUCUAAAGUGACAGGAGGACUGUACAACUGUGACAUGAGCACCAACUCGAAUGGUUGCUCCAGAGUUGUAUUUGAUAACACCGAGGAUAUAAUGAGAGAAAGCAAAGAGAACCAAUGGAUGGGAGUGACAGUCAACAGUCAGGGCCCAGGAGGCAUGAUUGUGACCUGUGCCCAUCGCUACCAGCGGCGUGCCAACGUGAACAGACCCGCCCUCGAAUCUCGUGACAUUAUUGGCCGUUGCUAUGUGCUGAGUCAGGACUUGAGUAGCAGCAGCUACGGAGGCACCUGGCAUUUCUGCGAUAGCCGGCCCAGAGGUCAUGAGAUGUUUGGCUCGUGCCAGCAGGGCCUCUCUGCAACAUUUGACAAGGAUUUUCACUAUGUCAUCUUUGGGGCUCCUGGGGCGUACAACUGGAAAGGUAUAGUACGCUUGGAACAAAAGAACGAAUCGUUCAUAGACAUGGGGAUCUUUGACGACGGUCCUUUUGAGGUGGGAGAUGAAAGUGAAAAGAACCCUGAUCUUGUCCCUGUUCCUGCCAACAGUUAUCUGGGCUUCUCUCUGGACUCAGGGAAGGGUGUGACUCAUAGGGACCAACUAACGGUAGUGGCGGGAGCUCCCAGAGCAAACCACAGUGGAGCGGUGGUGCUACUGAAGAAAGGCGAUGAUACAAGCCACAUCUUGCUAGAAGAGUACACCCUGGAAGGGGAAGGGCUGGCUUCUUCUUUCGGCUAUGAUCUGGCCUUGCUGGAUCUCAAUCGGGACGGUUGGCUGGACAUAGUGGUAGGAGCACCUCAGUACUUUGAGAAGGAGGGAGAAAUUGGAGGAGCUGUCUACGUCUACAUGAACAAAAAUGGAAAGUGGAAUGAAGUCAAGCCCAUCAGAAUAGAUGGACCUCAGGACUCCAUGUUUGGCCUGGCUGUGGAAAACCUGGGAGACAUAAAUCAGGAUAGUUACCAUGAUUUUGCAGUGGGAGCUCCUUAUGAGGGUAAUGGUGCAGGGGCUGUUUACAUUUACCAUGGAUCAGCGACGGGUCUCAGCUCUAAGAAAGCUGCACAGGUUCUGUCCGGCAAGGCUGUAGGAGUCACGAAUUUUGGCUACUCUUUGGCGGGCAACAUGGACCUGGAUAAGAACUCCUACCCUGACCUGGCUGUCGGAUCCCUCUCUGACUCUGUCUUUGUCUACAAAGCCCGUCCAGUUAUUAACAUCAAGAAGGAAAUCAAGAUUACACCGAAGCAAAUCGACCUCACAAAUAAAAACUGUGGCAACACCUUCUGCUUGCAAGUUGAGGCAUGCUUCACCUACACUGCCAAGCCCACGAGCUACACUCCCAGUCUGACGCUGGCAUACUCCCUGGAGGCCGAUGCUGACCGCAGGAAGAACCAUCUCAGCUCCAGGGCGACUUUCUCUGAUGGCACUGAGCAAAGCCAUGAAUACAAAGACACCAUCACCUUGAACAGCAAAGGAAAGGAAAAGUGCAUUAGGCAUCAACUCAAAAUACAGGAAAAUAUCAAAGACAAGCUGCGGGGGAUCCCCAUUGAUGUGUCUGUGGAAAUUGACAAUGCCAAGCGCAAACGCAGACAGAGCUCAACUUCUCAGCUGUCGCCUGUCCUGGAUGCCAAUGAGCCAAUGACAACUCGAUCAGAGGUGCAUUUCCUGAAGGAGGGUUGUGGCAAGGACAAUAUUUGUCAGAGCAACUUGCAGGUGAAAUAUCGCUACAUGACAGCUGACAAAGACACGUUCAGUCCUAUGGCUCUGGAGAAAGGUGUGCCGCUGUUCACGUUCAGCAACCAGAAGACCAUCGCCUUGGAGGUCACUGUGACCAAUCAAAAAGGAGAUGAUGCAUAUGAAGCCUUUGUGAUCGCCUCCUUCCCACCCUCCCUUACCUACUCUGCUACCCGCUCUCUGCCUAAUCAGCGGCAGGUAAACUGUGUAGCCAAUAAAAACGGUUCUGUGGCUGAUUGUGACAUUGGAAACCCCUUCAAACGCGACACAGAGACAACGUUCUUCAUCAUUCUGGGUACAACAGGCAUCUCUCUUAACACUAAUGAAGUGGAGAUUGAUCUUCAGUUAGACACGACAAGUGACCAGACGAAAACAGCCUCUGUUAAAGCAAAGGCAAAGGUGGCCAUCAAAUUGCAGCUGUCUGUAUCAGGACAAGCCCAGCCAUCUCAGGUCUACUUUUCAGGAUCAGUCAAAGGUGAAACGGCCAUCAAGUCUGAAAGUGAAAUUGGCAGUGCCAUCACACACCAGUUUCGAAUCAUCAAUCUGGGAAGGAGGUUGACAGACUUUAGCAACGCCACCCUCAACAUCGAGUGGCCAAAGGAAGUAGAACAGGGGAAGGUGCUGCUUUACCUGACGAAGAUCAGCUCAACUGGAGUGGACCGCCUAGAGUGCACUCCUGCAAAUGAGAUCAACCGUUUUAAAAAGAACCUGGAAUCAGGUAACACCAGGACGAGACGAGCUGCAGAUAACACAGAGGAAAUUAACGAGGGCACGAUUUCACGUUAUUCGGACAAGAAGAACUACAAAACUCUGUCCUGUGGCCAUGGGGCAAAUUGUGUGACAAUAAAGUGCCCCCUGCGGGGCAUGGACAGUAAUGCAGCCAUCACUCUCUACUCUCGCCUCUGGAAUAGCACCUUCAUAGAGGAUCAUUCCAAGUUACAUCAUGUGGAAGUGAUAGUGAAGGCCUCUCUACAUGUUGACAGCUCAACAAAGAACACAGUGCUGGAAAAGUCUGAGACAGUGGUGAAACUGACAGUAUUCCCAGAGAGGCGUGAAGCCCGGUAUGGAGGAGUGCCGUGGUGGAUCAUCCUGUUGUCUAUCCUGUUCGGGCUGCUGUUGUUGGCCCUGUUGGCUUUCCUUCUCUGGAAGUGUGGCUUUUUUAAGCGAGCAAAAUAUGAAGACAGGGUUCCCAGUUACAACGCUGUCCGGAUCAAACGGGGGGAGAGAGCAAUAACCCCUGGGAAUGGUAACUGGGAAAACCUGGAAAAGAAGCCCUGGAUGACAACCUGGCAUGACAAAGAACAUUAUUCUUAACAGCCAAUGAAAUCUGACUCAACACAGAUUCCUGUCGCUUACUGAAAAACUCCCAAUUUCACUUUUUUUUUUUCUUGCCUUGUCUUGUACACAGUGUGGACUGUAAAUAACAAGAAACAAAAUAAUUUGCUGAAAGGAAAAAGAAAUCUUUUGUAAGACUUCAUACAUGAUCAGAUAUUCUUCAGAACUGAUCUUCUGUAUGAAAGUCUGUAUGAAUCACUGGAGGAGGAGAGUUGCAGUGCGGGAGAUGAUCCUGCACAACUACUGUCUGACAGAGCAUGUUUUGUACAUUUGCUACAUUCACAGUGUUAACUGGGGUAGAGAGGAAGUCUUUCUAGGUAUUUUGUACAUUUUUUAAAAUGUUUUGCAGAAUUGUUUGUAUUUAUUCUUCGUGAGGAGUACUUAUGUUAUGUGCCCUAUAUGCCAAAGAGUCAUGCAAUGCAACCACAGAUGACUUUUUCUUUU
Larimichthys crocea (large yellow croaker) is the source of this 3829-nucleotide messenger RNA. RefSeq names its product integrin alpha-6. Gene Ontology annotation, molecular function: integrin binding. The coding region runs from base 107 to 3364 and encodes 1085 amino acids. The record is from RefSeq and is a predicted model, not a curated record. Lineage: Eukaryota; Metazoa; Chordata; Actinopteri; Sciaenidae. Gene Ontology annotation, biological process: cell adhesion mediated by integrin; leukocyte migration; cell-matrix adhesion. Gene Ontology annotation, cellular component: integrin complex; external side of plasma membrane. The transcript has 26 exons.